CACACACAUUCAUUCAUCAAUCGAUCGAAUAUUAUUCUCAUUGUAUCAUAAAUUUUUAAUAGCUUUCAUUACGUCAAAUUAAACAAAUUCUACGUACUAUUCAAAUAAAAAAAAAAAAAUGGCAGCUUCUUCAACAAUCGUGUGUUUCGGAGAGAUGUUGAUUGAUUUCGUUCCUGAUGUUUCCGGUGUCUCGUUGGCUGAGUCGCCAGGAUUCCUAAAAGCCCCCGGUGGUGCUCCCGCUAACGUUGCUUGUUCUAUCUCCAAGCUAGGUGGCUCUGCUGCCUUUGUUGGCAAGGUUGGGAAAGAUGAGUUUGGAUACAUGUUGGCUGACAUCUUGAAGAAGAAUGGAGUGAACGCCGACGGUGUAUUGUUUGAUGAUCACGCAAGGACGGCUUUAGCUUUCGUGACACUAAAGAAAGACGGCGAAAGAGAGUUCAUGUUUUAUAGGAAUCCAAGUGCUGACAUGCUUCUAAAAGAGUCUGAGCUCAACAUGGACAUGAUUAAGAAAGCCAAGAUCUUCCACUAUGGCUCCAUCAGUCUGAUCACCGAGCCAUGUAGGUCUGCUCACUUGGCUGCCAUGAAGGCCGCUAAGCAGGCUGGGGUCCUUCUCUCUUAUGACCCCAACGUCCGCCUUCCACUAUGGCCCUCGGCCGAGGCAGCCAGGCAAGGAAUCAAGAGCAUUUGGAAUGAAGCUGAUUUCAUCAAGGUGAGUGAUGAUGAGGUGGAAUUCUUGACACAAAAGAGUGGUGAUGAUGAAGAUGCAGUCAAGUCUUUGUGGCAUGAUGGUCUUAAGCUCUUGGUUGUUACCGAUGGAGAGAAAGGGUGUCGAUAUUACACCAAGAACUUCAAGGGAAAGGUGGCCGGGUAUCCAGUCAAGGCAAUUGAUACAACAGGAGCCGGUGACUCUUUUGUUGGCUCCUUGUUGGUUUCUAUGGCAAAAGACACUUCCAUCUUCACGGAUGAAGCGAAGCUGAAACAGGCGUUAGCAUUCUCAAACGCGUGUGGAGCAAUAUGCACGACCAAGAAAGGAGCCAUCCCGGCGCUACCAACUGUGUCUGAUGCCCAAGCUCUCAUGUCCGGUUCCAAGUAGCUAUAGAUAAAUUUUUAACUAUCCAUUUUGUGCCUUAUUGUGGUGUUCUAGAUGUUUUUGGUUUUUUUUUUUUUUUUUGUUAUCUUUCUUUUUAAUUUGCUAGACUUUUGUUCUGAAUGGUUUUGAGAGCCAAGCUUUUGGAUG
Molecule: messenger RNA, 1234 nt
Organism: Erigeron canadensis
Lineage: Eukaryota; Viridiplantae; Streptophyta; Magnoliopsida; Asterales; Asteraceae
Product: probable fructokinase-5
Exons: 3
Coding region: 119-1090 (323 amino acids)
Biological process (GO): fructose metabolic process
Cellular component (GO): cytosol
Molecular function (GO): fructokinase activity
Source: RefSeq, a predicted model, not a curated record